Molecule: messenger RNA, 676 nt
Organism: Notolabrus celidotus (New Zealand spotty)
Lineage: Eukaryota; Metazoa; Chordata; Actinopteri; Labriformes; Labridae
Exons: 3
Coding region: 20-439 (139 amino acids)
Source: RefSeq, a predicted model, not a curated record
UCUUCCCAUCGCUUUGAGGAUGGAUUUUUACAUUCCCAUAUUAGAGAUCUUCCUGGGCAUCCUAGGCUUUGGUCUCUCCAUCCUGUUCUGCACCACCUUCUGCAGGGCAUGCAGUCGCAUAAGAGAGGAGCAGAUUGAGAUGGAGGCGAGGAGACGUGCUGAGCAGGACGGGCGCCCUCAUUCCAUAUACUUCAUCCCUUUUCCUGGAAACCUGUCGCAGGAUGGAGAAGACCACCAACGGCAACCUCGAUACAGCCAGGAGGGCCAAAGGCCACCACGAUACAGCACAUCUGUAUACUGUGGGCCGCCACCAUCAUAUAAUGAGUUGGGAUUCAAGCCUGAUGAUCAUCCCCCUGCUUACACAGAACAAAACACACCUGUGUAUCCCAGCACACCUCCUCCUCACAUGGAUCAACCACAUACACAGCCACAACAAUAAGCCAGGACCAUCACAAUGUGCUUGUGUUGAGGUUAUGGACAGUCUUGAUCAUUGAACUGCUGCAUGGACUCCUGUGAGCUGGCACUUUAUAAUAUUAAGAUUUUUUUAUUUCUAACCUUGUUUUUUUUUUAUUGUGGCAAUAAAUGUGAUGAUGGCAAUGAGAGACAAGUAGCUGUAGAGGUGGCACCAUGUUAAAAGCUACAUCUCCAUAAAUAUACAGCACAUUCUCCCUGCCAA